Molecule: messenger RNA, 843 nt
Organism: Hibiscus syriacus
Lineage: Eukaryota; Viridiplantae; Streptophyta; Magnoliopsida; Malvales; Malvaceae
Product: acid phosphatase 1-like
Exons: 4
Coding region: 270-821 (183 amino acids)
Source: RefSeq, a predicted model, not a curated record
CCAGACUUUCUUUUUUCUUCAAUUCACUGUUUUUAUCAUGCUCUUCUUCAAACUUUUCCUCCACUUUCUCUCACGAUACCACCUUCAACCCCCAUCUUCUCCCCAGACCAUUGAUCAUUCAAUACCCAGAAGGUAUCGAGACCCAGAUUCACGAAUUCGAAGAUGAGCUCAAGUUACCGUGUACGAGCUGGAGAUUUUCUGUUGAAGUCAACAAUUUGAGUCCUUGGAAGACGAUUCCCGAGGAAUGUCUGGGGUAUAUUAAAGAUUACAUGACUGGUCGUGGCUAUAAAAUGGACAUCGAUAGGGUUUCAGACGAGGCAGGAGUUUACGCCAAGAGCCUGGAGCUGAGUGGAGAUGGGAAAGAUGUUUGGAUUUUCGAUAUUGAUGAUACUUUGUUAUCCAAUCUCCCUUACUACGUUGAGCAUGGUUAUUGCUUGGAGGUUUUUGAUCCUAUAGAGUUUGAUAAGUGGGUUCAAAGGGGAAUGGCACCAGUAAUAGAACCCAGCUUCAAGUUUUAUGAGAAAGUUUUAGAUUUGGGGUUUAAAGUGUUUUUACUAAUCGGUCGAAGUGAACAUCACAGAUUGAUUACGAUUGAAAAUUUGACAAAAGCAGGGUUUCGAAGAUGGGACAAGCUUAUAUUAAGAGACCCCGAACACCAUGGCGAGCUAGCAAUGGCGUUUAAGUCGGAGAAAAGGAGUGAGAUGGUAGAAGAAGGGUAUAGAAUUCUGGGCAACUCCGGAGAUCAAUGGAGCGAUUUAUUGGGUGCCGCCCCAUCGAGUCGUUCGUUCAAGUUACCGAAUCCUAUGUACUACAUUCCCUAGUAAAACCCUUUAUGAUUGUUUC